Messenger RNA from Aspergillus terreus NIH2624, 951 nucleotides. RefSeq names its product cysteine hydrolase family protein. Bases 1 to 951 code for a protein of 316 amino acids. The record is from RefSeq and is a predicted model, not a curated record. The transcript has a single exon. Lineage: Eukaryota; Fungi; Ascomycota; Eurotiomycetes; Eurotiales; Aspergillaceae.
AUGUCCCCCACGCAGAGAGUCGGCAACGCCAAAGACAACUUCUGGACCUAUACUCCAGAUACAGGACAGAUUGAUCUCUCGCGGGGCGUAUCAGAAGACACUCCCCUCCUAACCCUCCAAACAACAACAAACCCCGUCAGAUUGAACCCAGAGACAACAGCCCUCGUCAUCAUCGACAUGCAAAACUUCUUCCUCUGUCCGGCGCUACGCCGCCCGCAGGCCGAGAGCAAGCCCACUGCCGGCGAAAAAGCCGCCCAAGUGCUCGUCGACACGGGAAUUCCCGCUGCUCGCCAACACCAGAUUCGCGUGGUCUGGCUCAACUGGGGACUAACCGAGGAGGAUCUCGCCUGCAUGCCGCCAGGCCUUAUGCGCACGUUCGGGGUCUACCGUGCGGUUCAUAUCCCGGACGAGGCAAAAAUUGUCUCUGCGCCAGCGAGCAUGGCCCGGGAGAAGAACCCGUCUCUGUAUAGAGGCCUCGGGGCAGAUCUCGGUGCCCUUAAUAUUGGCAACAGCGAGGUGGUAGAGGGAGGCCGGGUGUUGAUGCGCGAUACAUGGAAUGCCGCCCUGUACCCGCCACUCGAGAAGGAAUACAGCCACAGUCUUGCGAUUGCCGCUGCUGCGUCUGGGUCCUCGUCGCGGACACCCCCGAAACCGGAUGCCAUCGUCUACAAGAACCGCAUGUCGGGGCUUUGGGGGGCUAGCACUGAGUUGGAGGAGUUGUUGAAACGGGAGGGCAUCACCACUCUUCUCUUCGCUGGAGUUAAUACUGAUCAAUGUGUCGGGGGCACUCUAAUGGAUGCGUUCAGCAAAGGGUAUGACUGUAUUCUUCUGCGAGAUGGAGUAGCUACGUGCUCACCGGCUGCAGCCAGCGAAGCCUGGGAGUAUAACUGCAUGAAUUGCUGGGGGUUUGUGACGUCCUGUGAAGUUCUUAAGAAGGCACAGUAUGCAUGA